This is a messenger RNA of Boleophthalmus pectinirostris (great blue-spotted mudskipper), 6511 nucleotides long. It is a transcript of the gene ngef, whose product is annotated as neuronal guanine nucleotide exchange factor. The record is from RefSeq and is a predicted model, not a curated record. Bases 29 to 2209 code for a protein of 726 amino acids. Lineage: Eukaryota; Metazoa; Chordata; Actinopteri; Gobiiformes; Gobiidae. Gene Ontology annotation, molecular function: guanyl-nucleotide exchange factor activity; protein binding. Gene Ontology annotation, biological process: activation of GTPase activity. The transcript has 15 exons.
ACCUGAACCACACUGCAUUCGAAGGAGGAUGUCCGUCAUCACUUUAUUUUUCCGCGGGCUGAUCUCCCAGGAAAACCACCCUGACAAGCGGUCGCCCCCUGCGCCCCCGGUGCACGAGUACGACGACGACGAGAAUGACUCCCACGCAGAGUUCACCAGAGACGCCAACCUGCGGAAGUCCUGGGUCCGAAAAUCCAUGAGGAAGAAGAAGCAGACCGAACUACAAGUGCCUACAGAAAUUCAGAAAUUGGACCACAGCCCGUCCAGACCAGGCUCGUCCUCCAGCAAUGGUCUGCCCCCGAAGUCCCCCACACGGCUGCGUCGCAUGCAGAUCACUCCGUUGCCUAGUGACAGCAGACUCGGGGGCGGGAAACUGCCGAGCCAGAGCCCAGACAAUCCCAGCUCCAUCGCCUACCGUCCUCACUUCUCCAACAGUCAGUUUCCGCACAGGACAAGCAUCGAUACCGGAGCCCGGACCCCCCACCACAACCCCAUCAGCCCCAUCCAGACCAUUCACGGGUCCCACAGAGGAGGAGACAUGAGAGGCAGCUACAACAACAACAGGCUGCCGAGCAAUGGAGAGAGCAACACAGUGGGUCUCAACAUUAUCAAAAACAUCGAGUUCUUGUACCAGGAGUACAGGGACAGUUCAAAGCAGCAGGAGAUCGAGCAGAGGAGGCACGCCGAGUCUCUGUCCCCCGGCGAGGUGAGGCGCACCGGGUCAGACUCCAGCUCCGUGCCCCCUCCCUCCCUCCAGCUCCAGCUCCGAAACACCACACACUCGCUGAGUCUGUGGCAGAACCUGGAGGUGGUGCAGAACAGCGGGCUGCUCCUCAAACUGCCCCAGAAGGAGGUCAUCAUGCAGGAGGCCAUGUUUGAGCUGGUUUCCUCUGAAGCGUCUUAUUACAAGAGUUUGGAGAUUUUAGAAACUCACUUCCUGCGAAACCCCAUCCUCGUCAACACUCUCAGCCAAUCAGACAUGCACUUCCUGUUCUCCAACAUCGAGGAUGUCAUGAAGGCCAGUGAACGGUUCCUGAUGGACCUGGAGCACCGUAUCGAGGAGAGCAUCUUGAUUUCAGAUGUUUGUGAUAUUGUUUAUAGUCACGCUAUGGAGCAUUUCAACGUCUUCAUCAUCUACGUCACCAAUCAGAACUACCAGGAGAAGAACUACAGGCGCAUACUAGAGGGGAACCAGGCAUUUCGAGAGGUCAUGGAGACUUUGGAGAAGCACCCCAGAGUCCGAGGUCUGUCCUUCACAUCUUUUCUGAUCCUGCCAUUUCAGAGGAUCACCAGGCUCAAGCUCCUCGUACAGAAUAUCCUGAAAAAAGCUGAAGAAGGCUCCGAGCGAGAGGCCAACGCCAUUAAAGCACAUCAGAGACUUGAACAGAUUGUGAAAGACUGCAAUGAAGGCGUGCGUAAGAUGGGGCGCACUGAAGAGCUCAUCAGCAUUGAAAAAACACUUGAGUUUAAAUCAAAGUCCAUUCCCAUUAUUUCUCACUCGCGCUGGCUCCUGAAGAAGGGAGAGGUGCAGCUCAUGUCGGGGCCCAAAAGCACCAGAACCACAAAAGGCAAAAAACUGUACCAGCCUGUGUACCUGUUCCUCUUCAACAACCUGCUGCUCAUCACCAAACGCAACUCCAGUGGAGAUAGGUUCCAGGUGUUGGACUCUUGCACUAGAGCCAUGCUGAGGACUGAUGACCUGGAAGACCAGGGCCAGCUCUUGGCCAACGUAUUCAACCUUCGACUGCUGGAAAACCAAGAGGAGCGGCCGGCCAACUACAUGCUCAAGACCACCAGCAUGAGUGACAAACUAAGGUGGAUGUGUGCUCUGACCCCAAGUCGUCGCACGCGUUUUAUGUCCACGAGCGCCCAUCAAUCAGACUCCCCUCAGGUCCAGUGCAUCCAGUCGUACUCGUCACAGGAGCCAGACGAGCUCUCCAUAGAAAUGGCCGACGUGCUGAAUCUGCUGGAGCGGACGGAUGAUGGCUGGAUGAUGGGCGAGCGGCUUCACGACGGCGAGCGGGGCUGGUUCCCAAGUCGCGUUGUGGAGGAGAUCCAGAGCAAAGAGGUGAGAAUCCAAAACCUGCGCGAGGCCUUCAGGAUCCACCAGGCCCAGGAGGGCGUGGGCUUCCCCCAGAGCGGCAGGACUGGGCCACGAGCCGGACGCCGAACCCCCAAGAACUUCUCGAACACGUGGAGCGACCAGUAAAACGCCGUCGUACCAACAUGGACUUGUAAUUACGAUCUAUUAAUAUAUUGCCGUUUUUAAAAUGAAAUGAAGAAGACUUUACAUUGAGGUUUAAGGUUUGCACAAAACAACUUUAAUUUGAGUUUAUUUCAGCUGUUUUACUUUUUCAUAUAGUUGUUUUGAACCAGACUGUUGUCACUUUGUUUUGAAUGAAGUACAAAGUCACUGGCCACAUUAUUAGGUACAUAUUCACUGGAAUUGUGCUUUAGAAAUCUCUCUGCGUUUAGUGUGAGAGACGAGAAAGACGCACUCAUUACAGUACAGAGUUCACUGUUAAAGGACCAUGUUACACUAUUUCUGAUCUGUUAUAAUGUUGUUUCCUCUUCACAAACAGACCUGGAGUUGUGUUUUGGUUCAUUCACACACAUUUGAAUAACUCUAGAUUAGUGGAUUGUCUACAUCUCCAACGCUCAAAAUGUUCUGUCUCACCUUGUGAUGUCAUUAAGUGGUAGUUUUCAAGUUAACAGCUCCUUUUACCCUUUGAGAUCGGAUGCGUGCGCAGCCUGAGUGCAGAAAGUUAACAUGAACAGGCUGCGCCACAUCAAUAAAAUAUGAUAAAGAUGUUUAUUGACGGUUUGAGUUUCUAGUAAGAUAUAAACAGUUUAAUCAGAAGUAAACAAAGAAGGUGCGGAUCUCUUUGGGCAAGAUUGUGACAGUGAAAGUUUUGUUUGUGUAGUGAUGGUCUGGAGGAGACUCAGGGUGGGGGCUUUGUCUCCAAUCUAAAAUGGUCACACAGCUGAUUCAGAACCCCAGCCAGACCGGUGUCACCUAGUGUCUCCACUCAAUUUCAUUUCUCUCCAGUGACUAGGUCAGGAAUCAGAAUACACUAGACAGUUUGUAAGAAUCCCGGAAGUGCGAGUUCAGGCACCAGCCAAUCAGCGAAGAGACAGAUAUUCUGUGUUGGCAACGAUUCCCGAGAUCGAGGGUUUGAAGCUGGAAUAAAGAGAAUGUUUGGUAAAUUUUAUCAAGGAGAAAGACAUUAUUGUCCUUCUUCCUAUGGGGUUUGGAGCAUUAGAUACAUCACGACUAAAUAACAGUGAUUGGUUAAAUUUAAAAAAAAAUACCCGCCUACCAUCAAGCGAACGAAUUCUAACACUGCGAGUCAGACUGUUUCCACAAAGUGAAACCGGUCUAUCAGAACCCCUCCUCCUUGAAGAUGACGUCUUUGGACAAAAGGAUGGAGGAGAUUCACAGGUGGGAGGGGAUCGAGAGAGCUGACAUGGACAUUGUCGUUGGGAUGGCCAUCGGGAGAGAAGGCUAAGGCGUGGUCCAGCUCCUGAAUCGCAGUUAAUUAUUAAACUCCAUUUAUCACCAUAUGAUAAAAUAAGUUCUGAUACUAAAUGAACAUUAGUGAGGGGGAUAUGUUUUAAUGACCUGAAUGUGUUAAAUCAGGCGAGUAUGUCUCAGAUUUCAAAAGCCGGACAUCCACUCACACCUGAUCGAUACACUUAGCCCCACCCACCCGGGAGAGUCUGAAAUCUGCUGAAAUCCUCCAAGACACUGACAUGAUCUCAGACAGAACAGAGGCUCUUUCUGCAGGAGACAUGCGCAGUAGAGCGCCAAGAGACCGAGUUUCAAAACACAGUGGAGCGAUUCUUGUAUUACCACAUGACGACAACCAUCAGAAGCUGGAACGUGUGUUUUCAGUUUGAGAGAAGAACUCAGCCUAAAUGUGCAGGUUUGUGCGUUAAAAAUGUGAAUGAAACAAAACACAACUCCAGGUCUGUUUUCAAUCAAACAUAAAUCGAACAUAAAUCAGAAAAUAGCGCAAUACGGGCAGUUUAACGAAUAACGGACUAAAAUGAGUGCCAGAAACCGGUAUAUAUAUUUCUCAAAACACUAUAUUGUGGUCGGUGAUGUGUCUGUACUCGUGUGAUCGAACGUUGAUGUAAAUUUGAGACGCUGGGUUCACUUUUAAUUUUUUUUAAACUAUGGUCAGCUUUUCUAAUGUUCUGUACACACUCGCUGCAUGGACACAGUGUAAAAGAAUUAUAAACUAUAGUCACGUUCUUAAAGCUGCACUGUGUAACUUUUCGCUUGAGGCUUCCAGCACCUGCUUGUUUCUACGGAUACGUCGUCGCUCUGCUUAGAAUGUUCCAAAGUACGGCAUUAAACAGCUCUACUUUACAUUUAUUCAAUUCCAGGCUCAAAAAACACAUUCUGACUGUGAGCAGGGUCGCCUCUCCACAGAUCUGACCUGUAACUCUGUCCAAUUUUGGUCUGACAGAAUCAUAUCAUGAAACAUUUCAGACAAAGCAAUAACAUCUCCACGGAAACAAGCACCAGAAAAGUUACACAACGCACCUUUAGGAAAUACGAGUGAAUAUUGAAAUUGUACCUGAAUGAACGCUGAAAUUACUUCUUUUUGCACUAAAAUACUCUUAAAAAUCGUGAUCCCGGCUUUGUCCUGUAAAGUAAAGUACCUGUAAUUAGUAUUUAAAAUGGUCUCGGGAUGUGGCGGUAAAAGAACAGACUUCGACUUUAUUCAGAAAUUGUGUGUGUUAAUAAAAGCAAUACAAUCUUUACAUUUUGGGUUUGUGUAUUCACCAGAUUCAUUCGUGAGUUUUCGUUGCUUCACGUUGCUUUUUUUUUUUCUGUUCUGGACGCCAUUUUGAGGACUUUUGACCGUUCGAAAGCUCAAAUGUUUGAAUUGUUUAUCGCUACAAUCUCAGUUUUGCAAUACUUGAAACUCACGUACUGGUAUUUUUAAGUCUGUUCAUUUGCAUCGCACAUUCCACGUCGAAGCAAACGCAUUCAGGUCCAGUUUAAAGCCGCAUUCUGUAACUUUUCUAGCGGGGGAGCGUGCCAGUUUGUAGUCUCCAUGGCGACGUAACUGCUCCUCCCGGAACGUCGCGGUAAGACGUUAAACUGAUCUGUCUUACGUAGUGUUUUUAUGACGAAAAAUCGCUUCAGAAAUGUUCGUUCUGGAGCGGGCUUGCCUCUCCUCAGACCUGACUUGUAACUCGCCUGCUUGUUUCCCUAGAGACAGACAGUUUAAUGCCAUACUGUGGAACAUUCCCGUAACAUUCUAACACGGCUUAAAGCUCACAAGAGUCGAUUUUACGUAACACAGGACCUUUGAAUGCGUUUGUUUGAAUUAUUUAAGAUCACGUUAUGAUGAAUUUGUCGUUAGAAGAUCCACAAAUAUUUUCUGUCGUAAGUUCAGGAGUGAAAUUUGACGGAUCUGAAACGUGGAUCGAACCCGACGACAGUUUGCACUAAAUCUGAACAGAACGAUUCUUCAGCUGAAAUCAAAUAAACUGACAAGACUCAAAUUUCUUGUAAAAUACUUGUAAUGAUCUUUUUUUUUUACGUUUUUCAAUAGACAAGUCUGAAAAAUACUUCAACAGACUUGACACUGAUCUUCCAGGACUAAACCGGGACUAAACCAGGGCUAAACCAGGACUAAACCAGGGCUAAACCAGAAUUUUACCAGGACUAAACCAAGACUCAACCAGGGCUGAAACAGGACUAAAUCAGGACUAAACCGGGACUAAACCGGGACGAAAACAAGGCUAAACCAGGACUAAAACGGGAUUAAAUCAGGGCUAAAUCAGGACUAAACCAGGACUUAACCAGGACUAAAUCAAGACCAAACCAUGCCACUAUGCCAGGCCUCUAAACCAAGACUAAACCAGGUGACGAAAUCAGGACUAAACUAGAAUUUAACCAGGACUAAAUCAACACUAAACCAAGACUAAACCAGGACUAAACCAGGGCCAAACCAGGACUAAAUCAGGACAAAAUAAGAACUUAACCAGGACUAAACCAGGAGACUAAACCAGGACUAAAUAAUGACUAACUAAGAACUUAACCAGGUUUAAAUCAGGACUAAACCAUGACGAACCAGGACUAAACCAGGGGACAAAGCCAGGACCAAACCAGGACUAAAUCCAAAAUUAACCAGGACUAAACCAGAGCCAAACAUGACUAAACUAGAAACUUGUAGGACUUUUACUCAGGUCGACCUUUUCCACCUUUUUUUCUCUGUUUCUCUGUGUUUUUCUGUGUUUUUCCGUGUAACCUUUUGUGCAGUAAAUCUUUAAAAACUUGACAAACUUACUGUAUAUUGUCUCUUAUAGCUCCUGUACACAGAGCAUGAAGUACAGUCUCUGAAUACUGCAUGUACCGUGUAGGCCUGUACUACCAACUCUCUCUAUACUCCCAAUAAUCCUUCAGAUCUGUUUGAAAUGAUGGCCGUUUUUGAUGUUCAUUUUGUAAGAUGUAAAUUAUUAGAAAAUAAAUUAACCAGAGCUUCCUUAU